GGGAGAGGAGGAGGCAGCACUGGCACAGGAGAGGGGACAGCUAACUUUAUCCUUUUAAUUUGGGAAAACGAAAUAUAAGUAAGCUAAACCCAAGGGAUUUCGGGGAAUUGAACUGUAUAACAAUAGAGCCGUUUGUUUUGUUGCCGGUGCGGGUCAAUCGGAGAUAAGGUCUCCAACGCGAAGCGAUAGCAGGACUGACAACAGCCGGGAAAGUAGAGGAGUAGCUGGAGGAGUGAACCGGCGCCGGGAAGGCAGCUAGAUCGACCCGGGGCUGGAUGUGCCCGGCCUGCCUCUCCCCAGCGGCCCGCCAUGGGGGAGACCAAAAUUAUUUACCACCUCGACGACCAGGAGACCCCGUACCUGGUCAAAUUGCCCAUUGCAGCGGACAGGGUCACUCUCGCUGACUUCAAAAAUGUCCUUAAUAAACCGAACUACAAAUUUUUCUUCAAAUCCAUGGACGAUGAUUUUGGGGUGGUGAAGGAAGAGAUCUCAGAUGACAAUGCCAAACUGCCCUGUUUCAAUGGCCGGGUGGUAUCCUGGCUGGUGUCGGCAGAUGGCUCCCACUCAGAUGGGGGCUCUGUGGGUGCAGACAGCCAGGCAGACCUGCCCCCUCCUAUGGAGAGGACGGGGGGCAUCGGAGACUCCAGACCCCCCUCUUUCCAUGCAAAUGCUGCGGGCAGCCAGGACAAUCUGGACAACGAGACCGAGACAGAGUCUGUGGUGUCACUACGUAGGGAAAGAGACAGAGAGAGGGAGAGGCCGCGAAGGAAAGACACACAUGACCACGGUGCACGUGUGAAUGGCCACUUGCGGUCAGAGCGGCGGGUGGAGUUGGCAGGGUAUGAGAGCUCCUCCACUCUCAUGAGCAGUGAACUGGAGUCCACCAGCUUCUUUGACUCUGAGGACGAUGAUUCCGCCAGCCGGUUCAGCAGCUCCACUGAGCAGAGUAGCUCAUCCCGACUCAUGAGACGACAUCGCCGACGCCGACGGAAACCCAAAGCACCACGCAUGGAGAGGUCGUCCUCGUUCAGCAGUAUAACAGACUCCACCAUGUCACUGAAUAUCAUCACUGUCACUUUAAACAUGGAGAAGUAUAACUUCCUAGGCAUCAGCAUAGUAGGACAGAGUAAUGAGAGAGGAGAUGGUGGCAUCUACAUCGGCUCUAUCAUGAAAGGCGGGGCUGUGGCGGCUGACGGACGGAUUGAACCAGGGGACAUGCUUCUGCAGGUGAAUGACAUCAAUUUUGAAAACAUGAGCAACGACGACGCGGUUCGAGUGCUGAGGGAGAUUGUGCACAAACCGGGCCCCAUCACUCUGACGGUGGCUAAGUGCUGGGAUCCCAACCCUCGCAGCUGCUUUACUCUGCCACGGAGUGAGCCAAUCCGGCCCAUUGACCCUGCUGCGUGGGUGUCCCACACCGCAGCCAUGACGGGGGCGUACCCGGUGUACGGUAUGAGCCCAUCCAUGAGCACCAUCACCUCCACCAGCUCCUCCAUCACCAGCUCCAUCCCUGAGACCGAGCGCUUUGAUGAUUUCCACCUGUCCAUCCACACCGAGAUGGCAACUGUUGCCAAGGCAAUGGCCUCCCCAGAGUCUGGACUGGAGGUGCGAGACAGGAUGUGGUUGAAGAUCACCAUCCCAAAUGCCUUCAUAGGGUCGGAUGUAGUUGACUGGCUUUUCCACCAUGUGGAGGGCUUCACUGAUCGGCGUGAGGCACGCAAGUACGCCAGCAACCUGCUGAAGGCUGGCUACAUCCGCCACACCGUCAACAAGAUCACUUUCUCUGAGCAGUGCUACUACAUCUUCGGAGAUCUGUGCGGCAACAUGGCUCAUCUAUCCCUGCACGACCACGAUGGCUCAAGUGGAGCCUCUGACCAGGACACCCUGGCCCCCCUGCCGCACCCCGGUUUGGCCCCCUGGCCCUUCCCCUACCAGUACCCCAUUCCUCACCCCUACAACCCCCACCCCCUGCAUGAGCCGCCCUACAACUACACUGCAGGGGGGGGCAGCGCUGGCAGCCAACACAGCGAAGGGAGCCGUAGCAGUGGGUCAAACCGCAGUGGGGGCGGGAAGAAGGAGGCGAAGGCUGGAGCCGGGGGAGCAGAGUCCAAAUCUGGAGGCAGUGGCAGUGAAUCGGAGAACAAACGGGAAAAGGCCCCCAGCGAGCGCUCUGUGGCGCCCCCAAGCGAGCACAGUGUCCGCAGCACCCACAGCCUGCGCAGCAACCACUCUCACUCCCACAGCCUCGUGUACGGCCCCCCCGGCCUGCCCCCCCAGCCCCAGACCCCUCCCGCCCUUGCCCUUGCUCCGCCCGGAUCCCCCCCUGGCCGUGACCUGGGCUCCGUGCCCCCGGAGCUCACCGCCUCGCGCCAGUCCUUCCGCAUGGCCAUGGGAAACCCCAGUGAGUUCUUUGUGGAUGUCAUGUGACGUGUCAGGUGACCAGGAAUGCCAAAUCUUCCAGGAGGCGUUUGAAACACAUCUUUGUGCUGGGAGAAGAGAGGAUGAGAGGGAGGGAGGGACAGAGGGAGGGUGAGAGCGAGGGUCAGAAGAGUAACAUUUCCCUUCCUCUCUGCUCACUCUGUGGUGUGUCCUUGCCAGCUACUUUCUUCAGUGAAGAAGACAGGAAUUAAAGCGUCUCACAUUUCUCCUUUUCCUGAAGGACCGCUUUCUUUUUUCCCUGUCAGAUGGUUGGUGUGAAAGAACGCAGGGGAAAAAGGAUUGAAGUGUUUUCCUGCACCCCGCUCUCCCUAAUGUCUAGACUCCUUUCUAACGUUUCUUUUCUUUUUACAAAGCAUAGUAAGAUAAGAGGAAGCAAAAGAAAGGGGGAUUAGAGUGAAAAAGAGAACCCCACUUCUUCUGAGAUUCGUAAUGACUGAACAAACUACUCAUUCCAUAAUAAAUGCAAAAAAGAACACUAAUGAGAAAAAAUAGGUAAUUCUUUUCUUUUCUGUUUCUCUGAAAAAAAUAAAUGAGAGAGAAUGGGGGGGAUGAAAGGAAAACAAAAGGAAGCUGUGGGGGAGAGAGCUGUUAGUGAGUGUAUGAAUGUGCUUUUGAAAAGCCCUUUGCUGCUGAGGCAGGAUACCUGGAUCAAAGGGGCAGAGGGUGUCUGUGAAGGAGAGGCAGAGAGAGAGAUUGGAACGGGAAAUCUGUACAGCUCGUAGCAGGCCGGCAUGCUAGCGUUACUGAUGCUGGCCUAUGUGUACUUGCAAGUGGGCUGUGCAGUCUGCAGACUAUGUAAUUAUGUUGUCUACCAGCUUUAGCUCCAGGAUCUGCCAGCCUGCUUCCAACUCAACUGUGGAAAGGGCAUCAUAGAUACAGACUGAGGUUCCGUCUUUAACAGGUACAAGUGAAAUGAUACAUCUGACAUAAAUUGUCCUGAUCACCACGUUUAUUUGUCGAGUGGCUAAGGUACUGGUAAUCCUUUGGUUACGUCUAUGAAAAUGUAGCAUAUGGUGUUAUGCUCUAAGUUUCUGCUGUAGCUGCCAUGGAAACAGCAGCCUAGAGAUGAUUCUAGAAUGUUUCUGCUUCAACAAAUCAGGGGUCUGGGAGAAGCCAGGGUGUCCAGGGUGGAACAUUGGUACUUCAAUCUUAACACACUUACUUGCAAACCAACAAACGCACACUCUGAUACAAACAUACACACACACAGACAUACACACAGAUUCAGACAUAAAUUGUAAUAGUUGAGUCAAUGAGAGUGGUGUUGAACAAGUUCAGUGUCCCCCCCAUGUCUCUCUCUCUCUCUCAAUGCAUAAAUCAGUUUUGAAAAACCAUUUAUUUUUCAU
This is a messenger RNA of Megalops cyprinoides (Indo-Pacific tarpon), 3785 nucleotides long. Its product is annotated as segment polarity protein dishevelled homolog DVL-3. Gene Ontology annotation, molecular function: frizzled binding. The coding region runs from base 310 to 2427 and encodes 705 amino acids. Lineage: Eukaryota; Metazoa; Chordata; Actinopteri; Elopiformes; Megalopidae. The record is from RefSeq and is a predicted model, not a curated record. Gene Ontology annotation, cellular component: cytosol. The transcript has 15 exons. Gene Ontology annotation, biological process: intracellular signal transduction; canonical Wnt signaling pathway.